CACCACCAUUAGCUCCUUCCCUUUGAAACUUGAUCCCAACAUCUCACUUUGUCUCCACUACCGCUGUUUCAAUAUCGAUGGCUCGAUGUCGUGAAUACUGAAUAGGCAUUGGGGAAUAUUAUAGAUCAGAGUCUUGGACAAUUGAGAGGUUUAGGUUGGAGUUGGCGCAAGCGGAGGCGUAUGCAGGGGGGAUUCGACCAGCUUGGCAGCAAUCUAUACUGACAAGAUACACUUGAGUACAUUAGUAUAUGCGGUUUUUUGUCUUGAUUUACCAACUUGAUGUCGUAGAGCUGGUGAAGACAAGACAAUGAGCCGACAAUCGCUCCCCCAUUGCGUCCGAUAACCGACACCAUCUACUAUGAGAAUACUAGGGUAAUGGAGCGACAGGCUACAUCAAUCUCAAUCACAGUUGUAACGGCAAAGGCAGCGCCAAGAAGGACAAAAGGGUCUUGGGCGAUCCCAAAACUUGUUUGUGCCAAGUGGGAAUAUGCCAUAGAUCGGAAGACUCAAAAUCCGCAUGGUACACUGAGGAACUUUGGAAGCGAUGAAGACGACAUCGAAGGAUAUGGGGAAAGUGGUGAUUUACCAGACUCGCGCGGAUGAAAAACUGCAGAAAAACCGCAGGGCAGCGUAAUUUCGAUAGCGAGGGAUCCAGGACUUGGCAGCAAGAUUGAGGCGACGAAGUGGGCUGGCUGCAAUACCCGGGUGAAGGGCAGGAGUAUGGGUAGUAGUCUAUGGGUAUCAACUUCGUAUCAACUAGUAUCGGAUGUGUAUUGAUUAGUAUCAAAUGUAAUCAUAUUCCGUUGA
This is a messenger RNA of Marasmius oreades (fairy-ring Marasmius), 807 nucleotides long. RefSeq lists its product as uncharacterized. The coding region runs from base 376 to 603 and encodes 75 amino acids. The record is from RefSeq and is a predicted model, not a curated record. The transcript has 5 exons. Lineage: Eukaryota; Fungi; Basidiomycota; Agaricomycetes; Agaricales; Marasmiaceae.